UCAAGACUGCUGGAGUGUCUUUGGAGGAUGUUGAAGUGUAUAACUAACUGCAUUGAGAGGCCUCUGUCUCUGGCCUUUGAAAUGCUUGGUUGUGUUAUUGGUAGAUAUCCAUGCGUGUUUCUUCUAUUAGCUUUAUAUGUAGCUGCAGCUCUUGGAGCUGGUUUUAUAUUUCUUAAUGAGAGGCAGGCAAAUGAUAUCGAAGACCAGUUCACACCUGUAAAUGGACCUGCCAAGAUGGAGAGGAAGAUUGUAGAGGAAUAUUUCCCUCAAUCUGAAGAAUUUUCUCACCUGCGACUUUCAUCUGAAGGAACUUUUGCAUCUUUGAUCAUUACAGACUUACAGGGAGGAAACAUAUUGACUGAAGCAGCUUUUGAUGACAUUAUUGAGCUAGACAGACAUGUCAAAAGUAUUAAGACAGAAAACACUUUCACAAGCCUUUGUGCCCAAAUAAAUGGAAAUUGUAUGACAAAUGCUGUUUUAGACAUCAUAAAUAACAAACCAAAUGAAGUAGUUUCAACAGCUAUUAGUUAUCCCAUACAUAAUGGCACAUUUUUAGGAACAAGUAUCGGUGGUGUUGAGCUAAAGGCAGGAAGCUCAGAGAUAACCAGUGCAAAAGCAAUCAGACUUUUUUAUUUUUUAAAAGAGGAGAAGACAAAGGAGAACUCUGAAUGGCUAGAUGGUUUUCUUAAAUUCUUCUCAAACUACACAGAGAUGAAAGUGGUGCAUGUGUCUUACUUCACAUCAGUAUCAAGACAGGAGGAGUUAGAAGCCAAUUCAGACUCGGUGAUCCCCUUCUUCUCCAUUACCUAUUGCUUGGCUGUUAAUAUUUCAAUUCUUUCUUGUCUGAGGUUAGACUGUGUAAGAACCAAGGUGUGGGUUGCCAUGUCUGGUGUACUCUCUGCUGGUAUGGCUGUUCUUGCCAGUUUUGGAUUGCUGCUCUUCUGUGAAAUGCCUUUUGCCAUGACAGUGGCCACAGCCCCCUUUCUCAUUCUUGGUAUUCCUGCUGGCAGAAGACAAAAGUUUAUGAUGAAGUUGAGGAUCGCUUAGCAGAAACAUAUAAAGAGGCCGUUGUUUCCAUCACCAUCACCAAACUGACAGAUGUGCUCUUUCUACAUUUGUCUCUUGACUCCAUUUCGCUCAGUACAGUCUUUCUGCAUGUACACAAGUACAACGAUUCUGUUCUGUUACAUCUUCAACAUCACAUUCUUUGGCGCCUGUCUUGCUCUGAAUGGAAGACGAGAGAAGGGUAAUAAACAUUGGUUGACCUGCAUGGAAGUCCCAAAAGCCAGUGAUGAUGAUGAUGCUACUGGUAAUAUUUGUUGUGUUGGUGGAGCUUAUGAUAAAGAUACUGGCACUGAUUUGGCCAUGCCAAAGGAUUUAUUCUUUAAAAACCCAUUACAGGCCUUUUCUGACAAAGACAUGGGUAAAGAUGUUUGUGUUUUUGCUCUAUGCUGGAUAUUUGGCCGUCAGCAUGUACGGAUGCUUCCAAAUAAAGGAGGGACUUGAUCUGUAAAAUUUAGCAGCAGAUGGCUCAUAUGUUGGUAGUCACCAUGAUGAUGAAGAUAAAUUAUUUUCUGCUUAUGGCCCCAAUGUCAUGUUAGUUAUGACUGAUGAAAAUUUCAGUACUGGAAUUCAACUGCAUGGGUACAAACUGCAUGACAAAAUCUUGACUUAUGUUUGGAAAAUUUUCAGAAUCUGUCAAUGAUUUCUAAACAUUCAGACAUUUCAUCUAUUUCAUGGCUUCAUGCAUAUAUGAACUUUGGAAAGAAUUUUGUUGUAAAUUUAGAUGAUGAAACGCAAUUCAAAAGACAUUUAAAUUACUUUCUUUGUGUUUCUGGUUUUAGUCAAGAUGUCAUCUUCACUAACAAUGGAAUUUGUGCAUCACGCAUGUUCAUUCAGACAGUGAACAUCCGCACAGCUGUAGAUGAGAAGGACAUGCUGAAUGCAUUCAGAGAAACAGCAGAACAAUGUGGAAAGGUUCAGACACCCAUUGACCUAACAGUGUACCACCCUGCAUUUAUCUACUUUGACCAAUAUGCUGUUAUUGUCACCAAUACAAUCCAAAAUGUAGUAGCUGCUACAUGUGCAAUGUUAGUGGUUUCACUCCUGUUGAUCCCAAAUCCUCUAUGUUCUCUCUGGGUCACAUUUGGCAUUGCAUCUGUCAUUGUGGGUGUGGCUGGUUUUAUGGCAUUAUAGGAUGUUAGUUUAGACUCAGUAUUUAUGAUUCAUCUUGUUAUUUGCAUUGGAUUUUUGGUGGACUUCUCUGCUCACAUUUCCUAUGCUUUUGUGUCAAGUAAAAAACCCUCAGCAAAUGAGAAAGCCUUAGAUGCCGUCUAUAAACUGGGUUAUCCAAUAUUACAAGGUGCAGUGUCCACUAUUGCAGGUGUAGUUCCCUGUCAAAAGCUACACUUAAUGCUGCGCUUGAUUCAGCGCUUAUGGGAACGUCUUUAGGAGUGACCAGCUGUGAAU
Myxocyprinus asiaticus (Chinese sucker) is the source of this 2469-nucleotide messenger RNA. RefSeq names its product patched domain-containing protein 3. The transcript has 4 exons. Bases 28 to 1047 code for a protein of 339 amino acids. Lineage: Eukaryota; Metazoa; Chordata; Actinopteri; Cypriniformes; Catostomidae. The record is from RefSeq and is a predicted model, not a curated record. Gene Ontology annotation, cellular component: membrane.